AUUGCUUGACAGCGGCAACGUAAACAUUGGUUUUGCCGCUGUUGCGUAAAAUUAAAACAUAUCUGGCCCAUACUCUGCACACGAUCGGUUUUCCCGCUGCCGGCAACACAAAUUAUGAGCUCUCUCAGGCGUGAGGCCCUUCGUUGGUACAAAAUAUUGCAGCGUACCAAGAAUGAGGUGUUCUCCGGAGACUUUCGUACCAUUUCCGCCGCACGGCAACGCAUCCGGGAAGAGUUCGUCAAGAACAAAGAUAUUAAAGAUGAGAAGCAAAUUAAGGAGAAGAUUCAAAUCGCCAAGGAUGUCGAUGUCGAACUGCGCCGAUCGGUAGUGCAGGCGGUGAGGAAGCAGCCGACCCUGUUCGAGGCUCGCAUCACGCCCGACACGAGAAAGAUGGACAAUGUAAUGUUCGACCCGGACGCAGAGCUACCUCCCCCUCGGAGCAAAAAGUGUAGUGAUAAAAAAUCGUAAAAUGCAUGUCUUCCAUGACCGACACGGGGCAGCGGGCAAUCGGUCGGCGCACCAUUUUUCGGUGUAAGCGACGGUGCCCCUUGUUUGUGUGUGUGUGUUAGCGAAAUUGUUACCUGGCAUCAAGAGGCUCUUAGCUCAUGGCAUUUCCCAGUAGACAGCAAUUCUUAAUCCCAACGAUGAUUACUUACCUAAAUUCGAGCCUGAUACGGUUAAGUGGUUGUUUCUAAAUUGCUCUCCCUCUUUGUUGUCCCCUCAAUUUAGCGUUAACACCCUUCCACACGGGAGAAUAUGGUAGAUGCAAUUAUGGUUCCAUAUCUAAAGAUUAUCUUAACCGAGUGUUGGUAGAAAUUUGAAGCUAAUUUGAGUUUAUUGAAAGUGGCAGCAGGACCGACAAAAGUGCGCGACGCUUAAACGGAAAGGUAUUAGUGAUUUACAUUGUUAAAAGACCCGGUUUUGUUUGCUUGUUAGGCACCUCAUCACCUCAUCCCGUAAAUUUUAAGCAAUAGACAUAUUCAAAAUAAAAUUUUGAUGUUAAUGUUUAGAUUGCCCUUGCAAGCAACAAACUGCUGAUAA
Anopheles arabiensis is the source of this 1041-nucleotide messenger RNA. RefSeq names its product complex III assembly factor LYRM7. Lineage: Eukaryota; Metazoa; Arthropoda; Insecta; Diptera; Culicidae. Bases 115 to 468 code for a protein of 117 amino acids. Gene Ontology annotation, biological process: mitochondrial respiratory chain complex III assembly. The transcript is spliced from 4 exons. The record is from RefSeq and is a predicted model, not a curated record.